Mangifera indica (mango) is the source of this 1531-nucleotide messenger RNA. Its product is annotated as 50S ribosomal protein L1, chloroplastic-like. Gene Ontology annotation, molecular function: RNA binding; structural constituent of ribosome. Bases 179 to 1279 code for a protein of 366 amino acids. The transcript has 7 exons. The record is from RefSeq and is a predicted model, not a curated record. Gene Ontology annotation, biological process: translation. NCBI's taxonomy places the organism in Eukaryota, Viridiplantae, Streptophyta, Magnoliopsida, Sapindales, Anacardiaceae. Gene Ontology annotation, cellular component: large ribosomal subunit.
UCUAUAAUUUAACGUGUUUGGCACAACAUGUACGAGUGGUCUAGAAGCCCCAAAAAUUGCUGCACCGUAACGCACCCCUCUUUAUCUUCGUCCAAGUACUGGAUAUAGAUAGCCAGAGCCAGCCAAAUACAACUUCCAGUUUCACUUCAGAACCCAAUACAAACCCAACAACUCGAUAAUGUUUUCAUGUAGCAGGACAUCAUCAUCCCUCAUGUUAACAUACGCCGCCCCUUCUGUAUACCCCCAAGACUUGACGCCCUCACUCUCUCUCCUCUCCUUUAAGCCGAAGACCACUACUUUAUCGUGUUACAGCAAGCCCCUUGUGUUGAACUGUGGAGGGGAGAGGAAAACAAGCCAAUGGAUUGAUUUUGGUGCGUUGAAAGAGAUUAAAAAUGGGGCUUUUAAUGGCCACGUGGUUGUGGCCGCGGUGGCUGCCGAGGCUGAGGUGGCUACUGAUGACGUGGAGACGACUGAAGGAGGUGGUGCUGAUGUGGCUAGUGCUACUGUUACUACAACACCAACGAAGCCUAAGAAAGGCAAGGCUGCGUUGCCUCUCAAGAGAGACAGGACGAGAUCUAAGAGGUUCUUGGAAAUUCAACAAUUGAGAGAGAGAAAAAAAGAGUAUGACUUGAAGACAGCAAUAUCGUUGAUCAAGCAAAUGUCUAGUACAAAGUUUACAGAAACAGCUGAAGCUCACUUUCGCCUCAAUAUUGACCCCAAAUAUAAUGAUCAACAGCUGAGAGCAACAGUAAGUUUGCCAAAGGGAACUGGACAAACGGUUAAAGUGGCUGUUCUUACUCAAGGUGAAAAAGUGGAUGAGGCAAAAAAUGCAGGAGCAGACUUGGUUGGUGGUGAAGACUUGAUUGAACAAAUAAAAGGAGGAUUCAUGGAGUUUGACAAGUUAAUUGCUUCCCCCGAUAUGAUGGUUAAGGUUGCCAGCCUAGGAAAGAUUCUUGGACCACGGGGACUCAUGCCAAAUCCAAAAGCUGGUACUGUAACAGCUAAUAUACCUCAGGCUAUCGAAGAAUUCAAGAAAGGGAAAGUUGAAUAUAGAGCAGAUAAAACUGGGAUUGUUCAUAUACUUUUCGGGAAACUCGACUUUUCUGAAGAAGACCUCAUCAUAAACUUCCUGGCUGCUGUUAAAUCAAUUGAAACAAACAAGCCUAAAGGUGCAAAAGGAGUAUACUGGAAAAGCGCCCAUAUUUGCUCAUCAAUGGGACCUUCCAUUCGGUUAAACAUAAAGGAGAUGCUUGACUACAAGCCUCCAUCAAAUGCAUAAAGUACAAAGCUAACUCUUGUAAAUGAUGUCUUCAACUGUUCAAUCCGCGGCUGGGGUAUCUUUGCUGGUGCUUGUUUAAAAUGGUAGUAGAGUAAUCAUGGCGCAGUAAAGAGACCUUGGUUGUCACGUUUGCAAAGAAAUUGUAAGAGAAAAAAUUAUGCAUACUAUACUGCAGAGUUUCUUCUCUCUACGGACAUAAGAUUGUGUAUCACUGUCAUUAUCAAUUUCAUAUCUGCAAUCUUUUGAUGACAA